Molecule: messenger RNA, 645 nt
Organism: Brenthis ino (lesser marbled fritillary)
Lineage: Eukaryota; Metazoa; Arthropoda; Insecta; Lepidoptera; Nymphalidae
Source: the annotation of a GenBank genome assembly
AUGGAGGACGAGGUGACGUUCCUGUUCCAGCUGGGUGUCCUCCGCGACGCCGUGUCUGCGCCCGCGCACCGCCUCACACUCGCGCACCUCAAGGAACUUGCCGUUAAAUUCGUCUACGAAAAGAUCCCAGACAAUGGCCUCAACCGGCUGUCAGACCGCAUCCUGCUGUUCCGGCACGACUACUGCUCGCCGAACGUGCUGCAGCUCAUCAACUCCGCCACAGACGUCACCGACGAGACACUUGUGGAGAUUGUCCUUACUGCCAACCCACUACUGUGUGAUGGCGUGGAGCCGCCGCCCGCCCCGCGGCCGCACGCGCUCGUCGUGCACUCGUACAAGGCGCCCACCUUCUGCGACUUUUGCGGGGAGAUGCUCUUCGGAUUGGUGCGACAAGGACUCAAGUGUGAAGGUUGCGGGCUCAACUAUCACAAGCGUUGCGCGGUGAAAGUGCCGUCCAACUGCGAGUCCCCGGCGGGCGCGGGGGCCCCGGCCGGCGCGGGCGGUGCGGGGGCCCCGGCCGCGGGCGCCCCGCCGCGCCGCCAGAGCGCCGCGCCGCGCAGCCCCUCGCGCUCCUCGCACUCACACGACGAGGACUCGCUGGUAAGGCGCCUGGCCCAACUCGUGUCCGGCAACCGAGACAACAAC